Molecule: messenger RNA, 375 nt
Organism: Racocetra persica
Lineage: Eukaryota; Fungi; Glomeromycota; Glomeromycetes; Diversisporales; Gigasporaceae
Source: the annotation of a GenBank genome assembly
GGUUCUGAUUAUGAACUUGCUCGAAGUUGGAAGAAGGAAACUAAACCCGUCAGUGGACCGUCGGUUCACAUUCGCAAAGUCAAGGCGGAUAACUCAUUAAUCGGGAUCAAUAAUGGAUCUUUCGACGUUAAUAGAAAGCCAAAGAAAUCGAAUAGAAAACGAAAAUCAGUAUGUUAUACUUUAAGUUCAGAGGAAGAAGAUCAUUCAUCGGAUCAAGACUACACGGAGAAACCAAAGAGAGAGAAGUUACGGAGAAAAAUGUACUCUUCCGCUCCAGUUGACAAUUCUGAGAAGGUUCGAGAUUGGUUACUCUUACCUGAUGAUUACUUUUUCUAUGAUCUAAAACCUCUACCAGAGGACAUAGACGAAGUCAUU